This is a messenger RNA of Diachasma alloeum, 3198 nucleotides long. RefSeq lists its product as uncharacterized. The record is from RefSeq and is a predicted model, not a curated record. NCBI's taxonomy places the organism in Eukaryota, Metazoa, Arthropoda, Insecta, Hymenoptera, Braconidae. Bases 626 to 1915 code for a protein of 429 amino acids. Gene Ontology annotation, molecular function: protein binding. Gene Ontology annotation, biological process: SCF-dependent proteasomal ubiquitin-dependent protein catabolic process. Gene Ontology annotation, cellular component: SCF ubiquitin ligase complex. The transcript is spliced from 5 exons.
UUAUCUGUCAAUCAAUUUAUUCAUCAUUCCUGAUAAUUAUAAAAUAUAAUAAUCUUCUAUUUGACUUCAAAUACCCCAAAAUAAUGAUAAACAACCGCAGUGAACGAAAUACAAUUGACAUUUCGCGCUAAUAACCCCAAGAAUUUAGUUCUCCCGCCAUCUAACGACUAGAAACUCCGCGCCCAUUUACCAACCGCUCAUAAAACCCACGAAUCUAAUCCUGUGUAGUUCUCUCCCCUCAAUAUGGCGCUAUUUUGACAAUGUUGAUGUAGAAAAUAUAUAUUUGUUAUGAAAUGUGCAAGGGUUGAGGCUGAACAUUUGAACUAGUAAACAAUAAACUCGAUUAUACCCAGAAAAAAAAAAUCCAAAAAUAUCCAAGAGCCUUGACCUCGUGUAUCGAGGCCAAGUUCUCUUUCACUUUUUCCUUCUCCAAUCGACGCGCAAACGCAUUGACUUGUAGCAAAGCUUCUCCACCUCAGUCCAAUUGUCAUAUGUGAGGGAUUUAUUGAGUUUUUUCGUUAUUCUUUUUCUUGGUUCACAAAUCCACAGUGAUCGAGGCUCCAGAAAAAGUCCCAGUCGAUUAUUUUUGGAAAUUCAUCAGCUCCACGAGAGGUGCAGAAGGAAGAUGAAGGUCAAGCGCAGCAAAUCCCUGUCCCCGGAGCCGUCGAGCAGUCGAGAUGCGAAGAUUCCGAAGCUCUCGGAUCCCUCCGAGGCGAAUGGGGAACCGGAGGUUGAACCGAUCAGUAUUAUGGAGUUCUCUGAUGAUGUUUUGCUCAACAUCAUGAAGUAUCUCACUCCUCAGGAUCUCAUGUCUCUUAGUUUAUGCUGCAAAAGACUCCACAGUGUCUGUCGCGAUCGAACCCUGUGGCGAACAGUCGACUUCCGAUCAACCCCAAUGCAAAUAAAAGAUCUGAAAACCUACGUGAAAUUCCUGCAGCCCCUGACGACGAGUAUAGCCAUAAACGGAAGGACCCGAGAGUGGGACGAAGGUUCUCUGGAAGAACUGAAGAAUGACUUCAUCUCCUCGAUCUGCGAGACCUGCACUGGCCUCAAGGAGUUCAUAAUCGAGGAGUAUUCAAUCAUAAGCACUGAGAUUCGAGUCGUCGACUUUCCCUCGACCCUCGAGAAACUCUCCCUGAAGAGCAGCAAGGUCUGCAACUUGAUGACGAACAAGUCGUAUUUCUUCAGAAUCGACACCCACAUGCCUAAUCUGACGAGUCUCAUUCUCACCGACUGCCAGUGGGUGACUGGUCACUCGUUGCUCGUUAUUAGUAAAAUUCCGAAAUUAAAGGAAUUGAGACUGAACUCGUGCAAACGACUGGGGGAGUGCGUGGCGUAUGCUAGUCUGGCGACGAGAUUUGGGUUCAAAGCGUUAGAGAUUUUAGACUUGAGAUGUACUGCAUUCGGUGACAGUGAGAUCCGCUGUUUCAGCAGUACGAAGACACUAACCCACAUAUACCUAGAAUACUCCCCCGAAUUCGCUGAAACGAAUGAAGUCAGAGAGCAGAGACCGCGUCCUCUUCCGCGGCGGCAUUAUGAGGACAACCACGUGGUCCAAUACAUAGCGGCCCCUGAGGACGACUUCUACACGUGGAAUGAUCCGUCGCGUUGUCGAAUUAGCGACGGAUCGAUCUGCGCCCUUGGAAGCUACAUUUGCGAUCGCGGGGUCCUCGAUAACUCCAUCAGGGAUGUUAUCCUGGUCGAGCCCGAUAUUCGGGUUCUGAAUAAUCCGGAUUUGAAAACAUUAGUUGUAAGGAAUUAUCCACUGGUCACAAAUCAAAGUCUGGUGCACUUGGCUGCGAAUGCAAUGAGUCUUCAAUACCUCGACGUAACGGGCACUGGUGUAACCGCCGACGCAGUAGCUACAUUUAAAACACAAAAGCCCGACGUCACGAUUAUCUCAUCCUUCGGGUGAAACCCCCCAAAAUCAAUUGCAUUCAAAAUUCAAUGUUCGACUGCCAUGCAAAGUAUUUAAAACCUCAAAAUCCACUUGAUCAAUUCAUGUGCAAUUUUUCUCUUGAAACGCAUGGAUUCAAAAAUUGUAACAGCAUCCCACACUGUAUUUGUAAAUAACAAUUACUUCAUUUACUUUUACACCACAGAUUGUAAGGAAAAUACUGCGCUUGACAUUCGAAAUUUUGGUAAUGGAAUUUUUAAGACUGUCAUUUCCACUAUUAUUUUUACUCUAUCACCCCUCGUCCCUAUACUCUAAAUUCAUGGGAGAACAUUGAAAUUGUUAUCGACACAAUACCAUUACUUUAAGGGGAGAAGGCACAAGAAUUUCGAAAUCUCUGGUGUCUUCAUCUACAGUAUUGAGAAAAUGAAAAAAAAAAAGAUUUUUUUAUCGAUUAGAAAGCGGCUUUAAAGGAAUAAUAUUUUCAAAGGUAUCCUCAUCACGCGAUUCCUUCUUUACAUUAAAAAACUGGAGUUAUAAACUCAUCAGCACGAUAAAUAAAGGCCCUACGAUUUUCAGAUUUCAGUGCGGUCUCCCCUUGAUAUAAGGGCAAAUGAGGCAAAACUUAAACUUACUUUUUUUUCAAUUUCAAAAACUCAUUGAAUUACUCAUGAAAUGUGAUAAUUUUUUUCUCUGGCAAGUACAACCUUUUUAUUUUGUGAUGAGCCUAGACUGACCUCAAUUGAUCAAUUUGCCUCCGAGUUAUGAACAUUGAGAGAACAGUAAUGAGUGUCCAUUUUGCCCCAUCCUCCCCCAUUUCUCAAGAAUUUUUCUUAAAGUCUCCAAGCUAUUCUUUCCCCCUCAUUUCUGAAUGACAACUAAUCAAUUAACAAGUCGACAAAUCCGUAAAGAUAUAUAACAAAUGAAAAUAUAUAUUGAUUGGAGUUUCAAAAAUAGUAUAUAAAUAAAACUCCUGUUACAUCUGCUACUCGAUAUUUCCAACUAACGAAUGAUAACUCAAUUAUGUAAAGUUUAUCAUAAUUCUUUUCCAUUGCACUAGUUAUUGACGAAGAAAUACAUGUAUAUUAUAAUCUAAUUGUGUUAAUGUUCGUAUGUGUUUGGGGUAUGUGUGAUAAAGUAAAUCAUGUUUUUGUGAAAAAUGUAUAUUGUUGCAUUGGAAUCGUACCGUCGAGUUUGGGUAUGAAAUACUUUCUGCAACUUUAGAAUUUAAUAAUCGAAUGACAACUGGGCUUUGUAAAGAAUUAUUUAAUAAAAGAGAAUAAAAAAACAAACGAAUGGAGAAA